Chenopodium quinoa (quinoa) is the source of this 2829-nucleotide messenger RNA. RefSeq lists its product as uncharacterized. The coding region runs from base 170 to 1798 and encodes 542 amino acids. The record is from RefSeq and is a predicted model, not a curated record. The transcript has 3 exons. Lineage: Eukaryota; Viridiplantae; Streptophyta; Magnoliopsida; Caryophyllales; Amaranthaceae. Gene Ontology annotation, molecular function: DNA binding; transposase activity; zinc ion binding. Gene Ontology annotation, biological process: DNA transposition.
GGGUCGUGACACAUGGCUCAUAUUUGCAGACAGGCAGUCAUUUCUGGAUGUGUUUAAGGACUACUGUGUCCAAGAAGGGUUUGGGGUUUAUGUAGAAAAGAGUGACCCAACAAGAUUGAUAGCAAGGUGUGCUAUUGACACAUGCAACUGGAGGAUUCAUGCCUCCACUAUGAAAGACAAGAUCAGCUGGGCAAUCAAGUCUCUAACAGGAGAGCAUAGUAGUUGUGGGAGAUUGGAAAUAAAUCCAAUUGUGAGUUCUCAGUGGCUGUGUAGGCAUCUUCAGUCAGACAUUCAUGCCAAUCCUGACAUACCAGUUGAUGCAUUACAGAAACUUUGUAUGGAAAGGUUUAGGCUACAAGUGAAGAAAAGGUUGUUGUACAAGGUGAGGGCAAUGUCCAAGGAGAUUAUCCAUGGUGGUUAUGGGGAGGCCUACUCAGUGUUGCCUAGGUAUGCUGAAAUGGUGAAGGAGACCAACCCAGGUAGUUAUGCCCUGGUCACAUGGGGUGAGGCCACUGCAACUGAGCCCCCAAGGUUCAAGGGCUGUUUCUUUUCUUUUGCUACCCAACUAAGGGGAUUCUUGAGAGGAUGCAGGCCAUUCAUUGGCAUUGAUGGAGCCCACCUGAGUGGACAUUUCAAGGGCAUUCUGCUAACUGUUGUUGGGAUUGAUGGGAAUAAUGAGAUUUUUCUCAUUGCAUAUGGAGUGGUGGGUUCUGAGAGUAUUGACAGUUGGGGCUAUUUUCUUAGGAAUUUGAGGUGCUUGUUUGAGAAAGAAGGUUGUAGGAGAGAUGAUUGGACCUUCAUCUCUGACAGAAUGAAGGGGGUUGACACAGCAAUUAAUGAGACAUUCCCUAGAGCAACAAGAAGAGUGUGUUGCCAGCACCUAUACAUGAACUGCAAGGCUAAAGGAUUUAGUGGUUCAGCAUUUCACAAGCUGUUCUGGAUAGCUGCUGAUGCAUACAACGAGUAUGUGUUCAACAAGGCAAUGCAAAAGAUAAAAGAAUACAACCCUAAGGCUGUUGAGUACUUAGAGAGUUGCACUGAGGUCUGGUCAAGGCAUAAGUUUGAUCCUGCCCUCUGUUGUGACCAUAACACAACAAAUUUUGUGGAGUCUUUCAACUCAUGCACCAAGCCAUACAGAGAUUUACCAGUUCUGAAAAUACUUGAAGCUAUAAGGCAAUGGGUGAUGAAGAGGAUUGGCUCAAGGUUUGACAAAUCACUAACCAUGGGGGAUAUGGACCUGACUGAGUAUGCAGACAAGAUUCUACAAACAAGAUCAGAUGAGUCAAGGUUAUGCUAUGCUAUUCCCUGUGGUGGGGAUGAAUUUGAGGUCAGAGACCAACAUGUCCAUUUUCCCAUCAAGCUGAGCACUGGCAUAUGUGGUUGUGGGAAAUGGCAGCAUUCUGGACUUCCAUGCAAACAUGUGCUGAGGGUCAUAUACCACCAGAGGCUGCAACCAGCAGACUUUGUAGCCCCCUGUUUCAAAGGGAAGGCAUACAAGCUCACUUAUGCAGAGCAUAUGCACCCUAUGCCUGACCCAUCACAAUGGCCAUCCGGGAACCUACCUGGCAUAUUGCCCCCUUUGGUGAAAAGAGCUGCAGGGAGACCAAAGAAGCAAAGACAAAGAGGGCCAAAUGAAUCUAGGAGAGGGAAGAGGCAUGCAACAGUAAAGUGCAGCUUAUGCAGUGAGUUGGGACACAACAAGGUCACUUGUUCAUCAAGGAAGAAAAGGGCUGCAACUGAAGCAAGCACAUCAGCCACCACCUCUCAAGCCAACAACAGAAAAAAGAAAGCAGCAUGAAUGCAAAGUUUCUCCUGUUUUUAGUGCACACCCAGUUUCUCCAUGUAAUUUUUGAAGAUUGACAGUGUUGUGUGUGCUAUUUUGUGUAGUAUUUUUUACUAUAAACUUGUAAUUAAACAGGAAGCAUCUUUUGGGUACAUGAUUUGAACAGGAACCAAAUUUUUUGGGCACAAAAUAUAACUUCAGUUUUUAUUAAAUUUCAAUCCAAUUACACAAUAGUUUACUUCAAUAUUACAAACAUCACUACUACACAAAUCAGUACCCCUAAUUUAAUUAUACAAUCCACGACUUUCUGAUGUUGCUUGAUUUUCUUCUUCAACAGUUUCAAUUCUUCAUGUACAUUGCUUUGGCCUGACCCAUCCCUUGCAUAACAGCUUCCCCUGCUCUGACUUCCCAUGCUUUGACCUUCUUCAUGCAUCACAACCUUGCACCAUUUGAAGCUAUCACAUGCAUCACACUUAUAAUAAAGCCUUUGGGGAUUUGAUGUUGAUUCUGAGCUUCUAAUUGCAUAUUUUCUAACACAAUUGCACAAUUUAUUUGGAACCCUCACAUACGCAUACUCAUGUUUUGAAGAGGAUGUGUUUGACAUGAAGCUCAUGAUUUUGCAAAAAUCAUUUCCUACAACAGUUGUAGUCUACUGUAUAUAUAACAAAUGCGGUGCAACGGCUAUUAUGUCCAAAAAAAAUUUAAAAAAACUCAAACUAACUAGUCGUUACACCUUCAUAUGAACAGAGGUUUUUCUGGGAAACAAAACAUAAAAGUAAUGGCAUUUGGUGAAAUAUAUAAACUUCUCAAUGGCAUUUCAUGAAUUAAGAAUUUCAUUAACGGCCAACUAACGUCCUGGCAUCAUUAAUGGCACGUUGUGUUAAUAUACUAGUUGUCAAUGGCAUUUGGUGAAUUCUGAAAAGUUCGAUGGCAUUUGAUGAAUUUCGUAAUUUGUCAGUGGCAUUUGGUGAAAUAGCCGUAGAUUAUAUUUAUAGAGUAGCAAGUAAUAUGCAAGAAAAACAAGGUUUGGUUUAUUGGUUGGAAUU